Molecule: messenger RNA, 1072 nt
Organism: Rattus rattus (black rat)
Lineage: Eukaryota; Metazoa; Chordata; Mammalia; Rodentia; Muridae
Product: putative gustatory receptor clone PTE01
Exons: 2
Coding region: 77-1072 (331 amino acids)
Biological process (GO): G protein-coupled receptor signaling pathway
Cellular component (GO): membrane
Molecular function (GO): G protein-coupled receptor activity; olfactory receptor activity
Source: RefSeq, a predicted model, not a curated record
UCCAUGUCUGAGUCUAUCUUCUUGGUGGCUCUGGUGACAGAACGUGACUCUCCAUCACUUUCCAAGCAGAGAAGAAAUGAUGGAUCAUUACUCCCUCAUCAUGCACCAGCACAUAGAUGACACAGUCUGGUGUCCAAGCAAUAUAGAAGAGCAAAAUAUAACACAUAUCUCAGAAUUCCACCUCAUGGGACUCUCAGAUGAUCUACAGCUUCAGCCCAUACUCUUUGGACUAUUCCUUUUCAUGUACUUGGUCACAAUGCUUGGGAACCUGCUCAUCAUCCUGACAGUCAGCUUUGAUUCUCACCUCCACAGUCCAAUGUACUUUUUCCUCUCUAACUUAUCCUUGGCUGACAUCAGUUUCACUUCCACCACACUACCAAAAAUGAUAGUGGACAUUCAGACUAACAACAGAGCCAUUUCCUAUUCAGGAUGCCUGACUCAGAUGUCCUUUUUUAUGCUUUUCGGGUGUUUGGAUAGUCUGCUUCUAACAGCCAUGGCUUAUGAUAGGUUUGUGGCCAUCUGCCAUCCUCUGCACUACCAGGUCAUUAUGAACCCUCGUCUUUGUGGCUUGUUGGUUUUUCUAUCUAUUCUAAUAAGCCUUUUGGUUUCUCAGCUGCAUAAUUCAGUGGUAUUACAACUUACCUACUUCAAGAGUGUGGACAUUUCCUAUUUCUUCUGUGAUCCAUCUCAACUUCUUAACCUUGCCUGUUCUGAUACCUUUACCAAUAACAUAGUCAUGUAUUUUGUUGGUGCCAUCUCUGGUUUUCUCCCUAUUUCAGGGAUUUUUUUCUCUUACUAUAAAAUUGUUUCCUCCAUUCUUAGAAUGCCAUCACCUGGUGGGAAAUAUAAAGCCUUCUCUACUUGUGGCUCUCACCUGUCAGUUGUUUGCUUAUUUUAUGGAACUGGUCUUAGUGUAUACCUCAGUUCAGCUGUCUCCUUGUCUCCCAGGAAGGGCGCAGUAGCAUCGAUAGUGUACACUGUGGUCACCCCUAUGCUCAACCCCUUUAUCUACAGUUUAAGAAACCGGGACAUCAAGAGCGCCAUAUGGCGGCUCCUCAGAAAAACAGUCUAA